Notothenia coriiceps (black rockcod) is the source of this 322-nucleotide messenger RNA. RefSeq names its product protein SDA1 homolog. The annotation marks the transcript as partial. The transcript is spliced from 4 exons. The record is from RefSeq and is a predicted model, not a curated record. Gene Ontology annotation, cellular component: nucleolus. Lineage: Eukaryota; Metazoa; Chordata; Actinopteri; Perciformes; Nototheniidae. Gene Ontology annotation, biological process: ribosomal large subunit export from nucleus; ribosomal large subunit biogenesis.
AGGUGACAAAGAUCCUCCUGUGUGCAGCUCAGGCUUCACAUCAGCUCGUCCCACCAGAGGUCAUUGAACCUGUUAUCAUGACCAUCGCCAACAACUUUGUGACAGACAGAAACUCCGGGGAGGUCAUGACUGUGGGUAUCAAUGCCAUCAGGGAAGUGGCCGCCCGGUGUCCUCUGGCCCUCACUGAAGACUUGCUGCAGGACCUGGUUCAGUACAAGAUGCACAAAGACAAGAAUGUGAUGAUGUCUGCCAAGGGACUGAUCCAGCUGUUCAGGAGUCUCAAUCCACACAUGCUGCACAAGAGAGACAGGGUGAGCAAGAU